Molecule: messenger RNA, 2160 nt
Organism: Trichoderma harzianum CBS 226.95
Lineage: Eukaryota; Fungi; Ascomycota; Sordariomycetes; Hypocreales; Hypocreaceae
Exons: 1
Coding region: 1-2160 (719 amino acids)
Molecular function (GO): protein binding
Source: RefSeq, a predicted model, not a curated record
AUGCGGAAAGUCGGUAUUAAUGAGACACUUGGUCGACUCUGUUGUUCACCGACUACGGCGUCCAGAACCGUGUGCUAUUUCUUCUUUAAGGAUGACUUCCCAGAUCAAAAGAAUGUGGCCAGCGCGCUCUGCUGCAUACUUCGUCAGAUUUUUGUACAAAAACCCUCCUUGCUAUCUGAGGCAAUUUUGAAAAGGUUCAAUACUGGUGGGGAAACAUUCAACGCCUCAUUCAGCGAACUUUGGCAGAUAUUUCUUCAGGUAGUGCAGGACGAGAAUGCAGGCGAAAUUGUCUGUCUUCUCGACGCAAUCGACGAGUGUGAAGAUCAGAGUGACCAGGGGAGGUCCCAGCUUCUCAAAGCGCUAUGCGCGCUGUACGGUACUGAAAGGAGCUUUAAUGUUAAGUUCCUCAUCACCAGUCGGCCUUACGUGGAAAUCCAUCGUGGUCUUGAGCCUCUAGAUAUUCCGGGGUUACCGGUAAUUCACUUGAGCGGAGAAAGCGAAGAUGAGAUGAAGAAGAUUUCUCAAGAGAUUAAUGUCUAUAUCGGCGCCAGAGUUCAAGACAUAGGUCAGAGACUACAGCUGACACAAAACGAAUGCGGUCUUCUGUUGCAAAGACUUAUGCACGUCCCUAAUAGGACCUAUUUGUGGGUAUAUCUUACUCUGGAUCUGAUCGAGAGUAGCAUCAAUGUCACUGAAAAGAUGAUACUUGAGGCUACUUCGAACAUAUCUAAAACAAUCGACGAGGCCUAUGAGAGAAUACUUUCUAGAAGCUCCAAUACUAGGCAAGCUAGGAUAAUACUCCAUAUUAUUGUAGCAGCUGCACGACCCUUAACUGUCAAAGAAAUGAAUUUUGCGCUGGCGUCAAGUGAAACCCGCCAGCCGCACCCUGAUAUGGGGCUUGUGCCUGAUGAUCGUUUCCGCGAAAAUCUACGGAAUAUCUGUGGUCUCUGUAUCGUCAUCGUUGACUCAAAGGUUUAUCUACUUCACCAGACUGUGAAGGAAUUCUUAGUCAAGAGGAGUGUGACGCAGACCUUGCAGAGUGAAUCUGAUGACUAUGAAUGGAAGUAUUCAAUACAGCCACAAGAAUCUCAUAUUACUCUCGCAAAAAUUUGCAUUUGGCAUUUACUUGCGGGAUCACAGAUCUUGUACGAAUCAAGGUCGCAUGCGUGGAGAGCCUUUCUUGACUACUCCGCAAAAUAUUGGGUUUCACACUUCCGUGAGAUGGAUUGUGAAGCACAGUCAAUGUUGACAAAGUCAAUCCUGACAAUCUGCGACGGGAAUUCGUUUUGCUGCAAGACGUGGUUUGAUGUUCAUUGGUCCACCAUGCAGACAUACUACCCUCGAGGAUUCACUACUCUUAUGAUAGCAUCCUAUUUUGGACUCAAUUUUGCAGUUCAGAGCUUGCUUGAUAUGGAUGUCGACUUGAACGCCCAAGAUAAGACAUACGAACGGUCGGCGCUAUGCUGGGCUGUAAGGAAUGGCUUUCGGAUGGUUGCUGAGCUGCUCAUUAGUGGCCCUCGAAAAAAGCUAGGGAAUUUGAAAUUACCACUCAGGAAAGCAGCUAAGAUCGACCUGCAAGACAGUUAUGGUCGAACCCCAUUGACAUAUGCCAUUUGGAAUGGGGAUGUCGCUCUUGUCAAGUUGCUAUUGAAAGCGGGUGCAAACGUGCACUUGAAGGACAGACUGGGCAAAACACCAUUAUUCUACGCUUUUUGCAAUUCAGAUCGCGAAAUAAUUGAUCUAUUUGUCAAGAAGCAAAGGCCGAUUGAUGUUGAGAAUGAUAUUAACACACUACUGUUCUCUGCACUAGACAAUGGACAUGAAGAAGUUGUGAUGCAAUUGAUCAAGACAGGUAGAGCCAACCUCGAGGCGCGGAACAACUUCCACGAAACGAUUCUAAUACUCGCUACUCGCACAUCUUAUGAGGCAAUAGUGAAGAAGUUGCUUGAGGCGGGGGCAAACCCGAAUGCCAAGGACCGCCAUCGCGAUCCAGCUUUAUUUGCGGCUAUAUAUAGUCAAGAGGCAGCAGUCGAAUCCUUACUGGGCGCGGGAGCAGAUUCGGAUGCUCGAAAAAACGCUGGCUUCUCGUCUUUAAUACACGCCUCUAUUACUGGCAAUGCGGCAAAGCGAAACUUCUACUUGAUGCCCGAGCAGAUAUAA